ACUCAGUGGAGUCUUAUCGCAAACACCUGGCUUAGGUAGCUGUCCACAACCUAAAGUCCAAUCCAAAUUUAAUCUUAAAAAAUAUCAAGGGAUAUGGUAUGAGUUGCGACAUAGCAUUCCAAAUAUGUAUGAACUGUAUUCAAAAUGCACUACCGCUAAUUACACAUUAGACGAUUACGGUUUUUUGAUCGCCGAAAACCGACAGUUUUCAACUGUAAAUCGAUUUCAAACACAAAUAAUAGGAAAUGCGACUAUUGACAAAGAAAAUUGUGGUGAAGAUUCACCAGAAUGUGGUAAAUUAAUCAUUGGAUUUCCAUCGGCUUAUACCGGUAAGACAAUCGGUCCUUAUUGGGUGCUGGCUACGGAUUAUGGUUCUUUUGCCACUGUUUGGAGCUGUACAGAAUACGGUUCAUAUCAUUUCAAAUAUGUUUGGAUUUUGGGAAGACAAGAACAUCCAGCGACAUCAGUUGUCAAAGCUGCAAUGCGCAUUUUGAAAAUAAACGGAAUAAAUGAUAUACCUAUGGCAGACACAAAUCAAAAUAAUUGCCCUUUAAAAAUGUAAUAGUUUAUUAUUUUUACCAUCAUUAUUUAUUUUAAAUCCAUCGAGUCUGUUCUAUUCCUACCGCAAC
Microplitis demolitor is the source of this 629-nucleotide messenger RNA. RefSeq names its product apolipoprotein D-like. Lineage: Eukaryota; Metazoa; Arthropoda; Insecta; Hymenoptera; Braconidae. Bases 125 to 562 code for a protein of 145 amino acids. The record is from RefSeq and is a predicted model, not a curated record. The transcript is spliced from 4 exons.